AUGCCCAUCUCAAUCACUCCCGUGCAAGCUGCUGAUACGGCCAUUGCGCUGACCACGAUCGGCAUGGCGGUCACCAUAUUCCGUCUCGGAAUCCGCAUUCACGACAAGAAGUUGGGCUGGGAUGACUUCUGGGCCGCCAUGUCUCUCGUCUCGGCGUCCAUCCUUCUGACGGGCGCUUGUAUCAUUCUGACACCAAAACCCUGGAUGGGUAGAAUGACCAUGAUUACGGGCUAUUACUUCUCCGGUCACGGAUUCUACGGCACGAUCUGGUGUGCACGCUUUUCCAUCCUUGGCACCAUCAUGCGAAUAUGCCCAUCCUGGUGGAUGAAGUACUUCCGUCUCAUGGCCGUCGCCUUUGCCGGAAUGUGGAUAUUCCUCUUCAUUCAGUACAUGGUCCAUUGCGAGUCGGACCCAACCUGGAAGGACACCACACAUCAGUGCUCGCUUGGACGCAGAGUCGCAGCGGCUCAGCUCAUUACCGAUAUCGUAGCAGAUGUAGCGCUCAGUGUAGGCCCCGUGGCCAUGCUGUGGCAGGCGAAGUUGCCAAGGGGUCAGCGUAUGCGCUUGAUUACCGUUUUUGCCUCCUGCAUCCUGACGAGUCUGGUGUCUCUCGCCCACGCCUACUGUAUCUGGGUCAACAAGGGCUUGGAUGAGUUCUUUUCAGCCAUGUUUGAGACGAAUGUCAGUAUGGUCGUCGCGAGCCUCAGCGUGAUCAUGGGAUUCUUCUAUCGCCUCCGCGGCGGAGACGACAGCGGCGGCAACAUCCACACCAGUGGUGGGACCGCCGCGUCCAACUUCGAGCUCGCCUCUGCUGGACGCCGUCCCAUCAACGUCGAUAUUUCCACGACAGUCUGGGUGGAGGACGAGGCGGUGCGCGACCAGGUCAAGGGCGCGCCAAAUCGUUCGGUAGAAGACGGCCUCGGCCUCGACGACUACAGUAAGAAAGGUCAUGAUCAAGUAUAUAAUGGGUUCGCGCGAUAG
This is a messenger RNA of Schizophyllum commune H4-8, 981 nucleotides long. RefSeq lists its product as uncharacterized. The record is from RefSeq and is a predicted model, not a curated record. NCBI's taxonomy places the organism in Eukaryota, Fungi, Basidiomycota, Agaricomycetes, Agaricales, Schizophyllaceae. The coding region runs from base 1 to 981 and encodes 326 amino acids. The transcript has 8 exons.